Colletotrichum abscissum is the source of this 528-nucleotide messenger RNA. RefSeq names its product heterokaryon incompatibility protein. The record is from RefSeq and is a predicted model, not a curated record. The transcript has a single exon. Bases 1 to 528 code for a protein of 175 amino acids. Lineage: Eukaryota; Fungi; Ascomycota; Sordariomycetes; Glomerellales; Glomerellaceae.
AUGACAUACCCUGGGAACUCAUUGCGCAGGGAGCUGGAAAAUCGCUGGGAACUAGACAUACCGGAAUACGAAUACUCGCCCAUCGACCGAGAUGCACAAGAGCAGCGCUUUCUCAUCCUCCAUCCGUGUCCCGGCGACAAGAGCGAUCCACAGAACCACGUAAGAUGCAGCAUAGAAGUACGACCGCUCGCCAAAGCCGGGCCGUUCAUCGCUAUCAGAGACAGUAGAGGCUAUCGGCUGCUGAGGGAUGUCAUCGAGAUCGAUGGCAAGGGACUCGUCGUCCCAGUCGCGUUGGAGGUCUUUCUCAGAUACUUUCGCGGUCACCGCCUGCCCGUGACAUUAUGGGUUCGGCACAUCUGCCUCGAAGAAUUCUCCUCGGCAGAAGAUCAGAAGGAGUACUGGACCCGUGACUUCCUCGACUCAAUGUACGCAAGGGCAACUCAGGUCGUGAGCAUGACCGAGGUCGUCACCGAGCUGCUGGAGAGGGGCAUAGUGGAAGAGAGGAUCCAAUCAAAGUAUCGAAAAUAG